GGCAACAUCUCCACCUCUAAUUGGCUCCUCAACUGCCACCCCGGAGACACGCCACUCCUGAUAGGCGGAGGCCGGCAGUCUCUGAGUCUCCGAUUGGCUUAGGUUCACCAUCACACCAUCCCCUCAGGCUCCCGGCGGAAGCACGGGGUGCCAGACUGUCGACACCACACGAGUGAUUGCUUGCAGCACUCAGAAAGGAUUCCAUGGCAUUGUACAACUGACUGUUUGUUCUGCAAGGGAGUUUCGCAUCCCCUGAAGCAUUGCUUUAAUAACUGCUGGAAGUGGGAUGCUUGACUGGAUGGAUAACUAGUCUGAGCUGAAGAUCUCCCCAGGAACAGAUCGGACAGCUUGCCUGCUUUCGAUAUAGUGAUUCCAUUUGUGCUCCAGCAUCAUUGAUGAUGGCAAUCCUACCCUGGGAGUAGGAUUUCAUUACCAACAUCUAAACUGGAGAAAGCAAAAGCAGUGAAGACCUGGGAGCAAGUGAGAAGUUUGUUCUGUUAAUCAUGUUGCUGCCUCCUCUGAGCAUCCUGUUGGGAUUGGCUGCCUGCUGUUCAUCCUUAGAUAAUGGUUUACUGAGGACUCCACCAAUGGGAUGGCUGCCUUGGGAACGUUUUAGAUGCAAUACCGAUUGCAAAACUGAUCCUGGAAACUGCAUCAGUGAGUAUUUGAUCAAAAGUAUGGCAGACAAGAUGGCAGAAGAUGGAUGGAAGGAGCUGGGUUAUGAAUAUGUGAACCUUGAUGACUGCUGGUCUGCAAAGGAAAGGGAUUCCCAGGGCAGGCUUCAGCCAGACCCAGAUAGGUUUCCAAGUGGAAUUAAAGCCCUUGCUGAUUAUAUACAUUCAAAAGGGCUGAAAUUUGGAAUUUAUAGUGACAUGGGUAACUACACCUGCAAAGGUUACCCUGGGACCACACUGGACACCAUUGAUACAGAUGCCAAAACAUUUGCAGAAUGGGAAGUUGACAUGCUGAAGCUUGAUGGCUGCUAUUCCAACUCAUCUGUUAAAGCAAUAGGCUACCCAAAGAUGAGCAUUGCUCUGAAUAAAACAGGAAGACCUAUCGCUUACUCAUGUAGCUGGCCAGCCUAUGAAGGAGGGCUUCCCCCAAAGAUAAAUUAUACCGUACUUGGUGACAUUUGUAACCUCUGGAGAAAUUUUGGUGACAUCCAGGAUUCCUGGGAGAGUGUUCUAAAUAUUAUUGAGUGGUAUGGAAAUAACCAGGCUAAUCUGCAACCUGCAGCUGGCCCAGGAAGAUGGAAUGAUCCAGAUAUGCUGAUUAUUGGUAACUUUGGCCUGAGUUAUGAGCAAUCAAAAGUGCAGAUGGCAUUGUGGGCAAUCCUGGCAGCCCCUCUCUUUAUGUCCAGUGAUUUAAGGACAAUCUCUGAGGAUGCCAAGCAAAUCUUGCAAAACAAGCUGUUGAUUUAUAUAAACCAAGAUUCUCUGGGGAUUCAGGGACAGCGCAUUAUGCAGUGGCGUCAUUUUGAAGUAUGGAAGAGAAUCCUGUUCAACGGACAGUUUGCCAUAGCGGUUAUGAACAAUGGCACAGAUGGAAUGCCAAGACCUUUCACAACCAAUUUAGCACUACUGGAUAUCCUGGAUUGCAAGGAGGGAUACAAGAUCUAUGAUGUUUUGGAGCACGUGUUCUUAGGAGAUUUUGCCCUCGAUACAACUAUUAACAUAAAAGUUACUCCAACGGGUGUAGUCUUGCUGUUUCUCAGGCCUCUGUGUUCUUUCACCUAAUUUACAAAACCAAUCUUGAGAGCCUAAGCACUUGAACUGCAAUAAAGAGAUGUUAACUAGGGUAAUUACAAUGGCAUUCACUGUGGAUGGGAGCUAAUGUACAGGAGCUUUGUAGCAAAGAGAUUUGGUAUCAGGUGCAUUAUCGAAAAUACAUUUGAAAGGGCAGUCAUCUUUCAACUGGCACUAGACAAAUAAGAUCUUGAAGCUGCUUGAACUGCUACUGUGGGUUCUAGAUUAGCAAAUACCUGGCGGAAUAUGUUGAGGUUGAGCCUGCAGAAGGGAAGAAAAACAGCACUUUCAAAGCAGUACAAACCAAGUGGCUGAUCUUUGUUUUUUCAGGAACAUCUUGUUUUAAGAAUGAGAUUUCUCUUUUUACAAAAAAACACAUUGAAUGCUACAGACCUUUCCUUUGAUCUCCCCAAAUAUAGAUGGUAUGUAUAACUUUAUUUAGAGAGAUGGCAAAGGCCGUCAGACCUGAAAUAUGAUAUUCUCUCCUUUCCCCUCACCCUCUUUUCUUUUUCUUAAGUGAGUUUGUUUCAGAAUGUUCCCCAACUGAUAGUGAAGAAAUUAUGUGCUUCAUAAUUAAGGCUGCAGUCCAGUUGGGGCUAAAUGAACAUACGUGGUUCUUAUUAAAAUGACAGCCACAUAUAUGCAGCCUGAGGAAGAAUGUAGUCCUUAAACUUUUGGCCUUUGUGCCACGUGACCCAAACAAAACAAACUUAAGAUGCUGGGGUUUUGCUGCAACAUGUAUUUAAGUAACAAAACGUGACAUUUGCACCUCCAUAGUCUCCCUUCCUGCCAGCUCCAUACUCAUGAGCCAAGAAAACACAGGGACUGACAGGCAGUUUAAGACUAUGCAGACCUUUCUCUGGAGCACUGGUAUUUAUGGAGUUUUGUUAAUAACAGGGUAUUUCGAAUACAAGUUGUUUGGCAGUGGGAUGGGCUGUGCAUUCUAUUUUGGGCCUAUCAACUUUGAUGAGCAUCUUUUUAAAAAAAAUUACUGCAUUAUUAUUCUCUAUAUAAUAAACUGAAAGGCAACAUGCGCUAGUGGGCUAAAACCACAGGAUUGAGAACCAGGAACUUAUUACCCCUGCUUUGCCCCCGGACGUGCUUUGUGGCCUCAACUGGUCUAUGCCUCGGUUUCCACCUCUGUAAAAUAAAGUUCUGAAUGCUUUCCUACCUCACAGGAUUGUAGUGAGGACUGAUUUGUUUUCAGGUAAAUUAAAAUGCACUUUCUCUGUAAAGUUUUGACUGUUAGGCUUUUGAUAAGUUAAUUUUAUGCAUUUCCCCUUCAGUUACUCCAGAGUUAAUAGCGUAGUACUGGUUUAGCUGAGGGAAGAAUCUGGCUUAUAGUAAUUACUCCUCAUUGUAUCUAUUCACUCAUGUCUAAAAGUUUCACUAGUAAGCAGUUUAAAUAUUUUAAUUUUCAUCUUAUGCCAUUUCAUCUUGUUAUACUUAGAGUCAAGGAACCCCUUUUUUAUUGUUCAGCUGUAAAUCAAUAAACCGGGUAAUGAAAAGUCAUAAUUACAAUUAUUUUGAAUGGAACAAAUAAAGCGUUCUUAAAGCA
Molecule: messenger RNA, 3303 nt
Organism: Chrysemys picta bellii (western painted turtle)
Lineage: Eukaryota; Metazoa; Chordata; Testudines; Emydidae
Source: RefSeq, a predicted model, not a curated record